Molecule: messenger RNA, 910 nt
Organism: Phalacrocorax carbo (great cormorant)
Lineage: Eukaryota; Metazoa; Chordata; Aves; Suliformes; Phalacrocoracidae
Source: RefSeq, a predicted model, not a curated record
GGCUCUUCCCCUUUAAGCAGGACGUACCAAGCGCCGCGGGGGUGGGUUGGGGUUCAGCGUGUGUCCCGGGGCGCCUCCGGGCCAGCCCGCCAGGCCGCGGCGAGAGGCAGAGGCGGGAGAAGCCCCGAGCCGCGCAGGGCCGCCGCCGCCGGGCGCUCCCCGUCGUUUGCCCGCGCCGGCAGCUCCUCCUCUGCGGGGAGGGGAAUCGUCCCGUCCUUCCAGCAUGGCCGCCACCAUGAAGAAAGCGGCUGCAGAAGAUGUUAACGUUACUUUUGAAGAUCAACAGAAAAUUAACAAGUUUGCAAGAAAUACUAGCAGGAUCACAGAGCUGAAAGAAGAAAUAGAAGUGAAAAAGAAACAGCUUCAGAAUUUGGAAGAUGCUUGUGAUGACAUCAUGAUGCUCGAUGAUGGUGACUCCCUUCUGAUACCCUACCAAAUUGGAGAUGUCUUCAUCAGUCAUUCCCAAGAAGAGACGCAAGAGAUGCUGGAAGAAGCAAAGAAAAGUUUACAAGAAGAAAUUGAAGCGUUGGAAUCCCGAGUGGAAUCAAUUCAGAGGGUGUUAUCUGACCUGAAGGUUCAGCUUUAUGCAAAGUUCGGAAAUAACAUAAAUCUUGAGGCUGAGGACAGUUAAAGGUGUUCUAAAUAUACUAUAUAACUUUUCCUUGUUUUAUUAAAUGUUUUGAUAACAUUGUUCUGAUUACAUUUUUAAAAAAAUCCACCACUGUUUCUUUUUUUUUUUUUUCUUUACUUUCCUGUCUUGGGUUCUACCUAUUUAACAAGAGCUUUCUUAUUUUGGUUAUUGCGGUUAUUUAUUUGUUCAGGAAAGCAUUAGCUUCAUACUGCUGGUAAAGCAUCAAGAUUGGAAUAUUUGCAUUGUGUAUUAAAAUAAUAAAGUCAGGCACAUAUUGUA